CCUGGAUCGGUUGGUUUACAUAAUCUUGGUAACUCGUGCUUUCUCAACGCAACCAUACAAUGUCUGAACCACAUUGAACCACUAACGCAGUACUUUUUGCAAGGAAAAUACUUGGAUGAACUAAACCGAAAUAACCCUCUGGGUAGUGGCGGUAACGUCGCCAUGUCGUACGCAUCGCUUUUGAAAAAGAUGUGGGGUGGAGAAUAUUCUACAUUGGUUCCACGGCUCUUGAAGCAAACCGUCGCGUCGUUUGCUCCUCAGUUUGACAACUGCUAUCAGCAUGACAGUCAAGAAUUCGGUCAGUUCCUAAUGGAUGGCUUGCACGAGGAUCUGAAUCGUGUGCAAACGAAGCCUUAUGUGGAAGAGUUAGAGGGGCUUGGGAUGCCAGACGACCAAGCAGCAAUCGAGUCUUGGCGCAAGCACCUACUUCGGCACGACAGUAUCAUAGUGGACCAUUGUCAGGGCAUGCACCGAAGCCAUUUGACUUGCCCAAGGUGUGGUCGCGAGUCAAUAAAAUUUGACAUUUUUUCAUCUAUUUCGGUUCCUUUGGCGUGUACCAAACAGAAAUCAGCGAUACAAUUGCAAGAUUGUCUCGAAAAAUUUAUGGAAGGCGAACAACUUGACGAAAGGAAUGCGUGGUACUGUCCAAAGUGUAGACAACAUGUGUGUGCUUUGAAGAUGAUUGCUCUCUGGACCAUACCAGAUAUUCUCAUUAUUCAUUUGAAACGCUUCACGUUUGACACUUGCAUGGCUUCUGGACAUAUGCUCCGCUCAAAAGUGGACGACAAAGUCGAAUUUCCCAUCGAAGGUCUUGAUCUGACAAAAUACAUACUUGGACCCGUUGAUCCAGAUGCACCGCCUGUAUAUCGCCUUUUCGGGGUGUCAGAACAUACGGGACCGACCGCCAACUCUGGCCAUUACACCGCCACUGUGCGAAAUUCUAUUGACGGUCAGUGGUAUAGGUGUAAUGAUUCUCAUGUGGGCCGAACGUCAGGUGAAGCGUCAAUAACGGGUGGUGCGUACGUCUUAUUCUACCAGCGA
Phaeodactylum tricornutum CCAP 1055/1 is the source of this 1041-nucleotide messenger RNA. RefSeq lists its product with no specific name. The annotation marks the transcript as partial. The record is from RefSeq and is a predicted model, not a curated record. NCBI's taxonomy places the organism in Eukaryota, Bacillariophyta, Bacillariophyceae, Surirellales, Neidiaceae. Gene Ontology annotation, molecular function: cysteine-type deubiquitinase activity. The transcript has a single exon. Gene Ontology annotation, biological process: protein deubiquitination.